GUAAAUUCCAAGCAUCAAAAUCAUCAUCAUCAAAAAUGUAAAAAUCACACAUACACACCCAAUCACACAAACUCUUUCCGAUUGAUUAAUUGAUGAAGAAUUAAUUCGAUGAAAAAGUCAACAAAAUGACGACGACAACAGCACUAAUCACCGGCGAUCGGUAUCUCGAAUCACUAGUAAAAUUCGUAGAGAAACAAGCCGGUCCAUUAAUUGAAGGAACCCUAAUUCUAAAACUAAAUCCAGUAGGUCUUCACUACGUCCAAUCACGUCUCGAAUCGUUAUCGGAACUCGAACGGUUACUCUCCGGAGCUCCGGUAGACUAUCUCCGAGCAUAUGUAUCCGAUUUAGGCGAUCACCGCGCUCUCGAACAAUUACGGCGGAUUUUACGGAUACUUACGUCGAUUAAAGUCAUAUCGUCAUCAUCAUCAGUGAUAAUUGGACAUGAUGAAGGAUUGUGUAGAAGACGAGAUCCGACGCCGUUGUGUUUGUUGCCGUUUGGAAGAUUGAAGGUUCUGGAACUCAGAGGAUGUGAUUUGUCUAGCUCUGCUGCUAGAGGUUUGCUUGAACUUAGACAUACUCUUGAGAAGAUUAUUUGUCAUAAUUCUACUGAUGCGCUUCGACAUGUUUUUGCUAGUAGAAUUGCAGAGAUAGAGCACUCUCCUCAGUGGAAGCGAUUGUCAAUUGUAUCUUGUGCUUAUAAUGGCCUGGUUUUGAUGGAUGAUUCUUUGAGGCUCUUGCCAGUUGUUGAAACCCUUGACUUAAGUAGGAACAAGUUUGCGAAAGUGGAUAAUCUUUGGAGAUGUAGCAAGCUGAAGCACCUGGAUCUUGGUUUUAAUCAUCUGAGAACCAUUGCAUCCUUUAGUAAGGUCUCAUGUCAACUUGUGAAACUAGUGCUGAGGAACAAUGCUCUUAGUACCAUGCGUGGGGUGGAGAAUCUAAAAUCACUUGAGGGGCUUGAUCUUUCUUACAAUAUUAUAUCUAACUUCUCUGAGAUUGAACUCUUGGCUGGUCUUCCAUCACUCAAAACUUUGUGGUUAGAAGGAAAUCCUGUCUGUUCUGCAAACUGGUACAGAGCACAAGUGUAUAGCUUCUUCUCUGAUCCAGAGAAGCUGAUAUUGGAUGACAAAAAGAUUUCUACUAGAGAAGGCUGGAAGCGACAGAUUAUUAUUGCCAGUAGGCAUAAACAGCCAGCUAGCUUUGGAUUCUAUUCCCCAGCCAAAGAUGAGGCUGAAACGGAGGGGAGUGUUACGACAAAAAUGAAGAAGCUAUCUCGUGUUGCCAGUAUUGAAAGUGAAAGCACCAGCACAGUUGUGGAUUCUGAUAACGACUCAAUCACUUGUGAUGAUGAGGAACAUGGCAAACAGGAAAAUGGUGAUGUAAAUAAAGGAGCUGGAAUUGAUGAUUUUAUGAAAAGAAUUGAGUUCAUGAAAAGAGAGCAUUCUCCUCUAUGGCAGGAGGAGGUUCAACGGUGGAUGACUCAUGUUUCUGAUGAUCAUAUGAGUGAUACCUCAAGUGGGAUUGCCUUGAUUUCUAACAAGGUAUCUAAUUCUAGAAAGAAAAGAAGGUUGAAACAUUUUGGUAAAAAAACAAGAUAUAUAUCAGGCUCUGCUGAAGUUUUUGAACGUGACCACCAUAUGGAACUUCAAGAAUCUUAUUACCCAUAUGAUGAUAUGUGUAUCAAUACUGUUUCACAUGAAACUGAAGAAGGGUCUGUUUCAAAUCAUAUCAAACUGAAGUCCUCUGACGAUAAAAUAAUUAAUCCCACUAAAAGUAUUCAACCACCAGCAGAUGAGGGGGCAUAUUCUGUCACUGGCAUCGAAGUUGAAGAAGCCGAAAUGAAAUUUUUAGAAACUGUCAAUGAUAUUACCGAUGCUUGUUCAGUUGAUGCAGGAUCACCUCCUCAUUAUCAAGAAGACAUUCUGCAUCGUCGCCACAACCUGGAAGAAGAAUUCCUUCAGUUAUCCGCCGAGUCAUUUUCGGUAGUAUCUUCAGAUAGCUAUUCAAGUGAUAGUGGAGAUGAUUAUGCUGAAAUUGGAUCCAAUAUACAUAAUGAAUCUACCACCGAUGAUCUUUCAAGAAGUAUGGAGAGCCUAUCAUUCUCCCCUUAUGAUGAUGUACAUAAAAUGAUAGAAAAUGGCGCAUGUUCUGUGAACACCUUCAAUACAGAUUCCAGGGACACUGAACAGUUUGGCAACCAUCACCAAGGGAAUGGUGAAAUUGUUGGUCUUGUGAGGCAAGAAGCAAAUUGGUUGGAGAAGAAAAGCAAAAGAAAACCAAAACCAAGAGUUGUAUCAUUAACAGAGAAGACACAAACAGAUGAUGCAAUUGAUUCAUAUGAUUUGAAGUACAGUGCUUAUGAUGUGCAAGAGGCCUAUAGACGAGAGUCGGAAAUUUGUGAUUACCAGAUGAUGGUUGACGGUAGAGGAGAAGAGAGUAUUGCUGAAACAAGUGUUCCAGGCGCCAGAAUAGAAGAAUUUAUCUUAAAUAAAUUCAAAGUAGAUCUUGCAGAUUUUGGGGUUCAAGAAACAUGUAGGCAAUUUGUGUGCUGCAAUUGUUUGCAUGAGGAUCGAUCUGGGUGCAAUAACAGUGGAACAACGCUAUUGCUGAGCUGUGAACAAAAGUUGUAUGUUGUGCUCCUCAAUGGCCGACAUGAUGGGUCAGGAUCUAGCCGGAGUCUCAGUCUAGUAGGUUGCCUCGGGACUGAUGAUGUCAAAGAGGUUCUAGUAGGUUUAGGACUUCAGGCAGUGAGGGUAUAUGGUAAGCGAGGGGCAAGGUAUACGCUCAUAACAAGGAGCGUAGAGAAAUCACGGCUGCUUAUAUCUAUGCUGGAAUGCUUUCAUUCAAAUGCUAAGAAGAAAGGGUUUCCUUUGAUAAGUUUGGAUAAGAUACAGGUUGCUUUGUUUGAGAGAGACGUCUGUGGAGGAUCAAAAACAAACAUCCUUCAGUACUCGAUGGUAUUAUUUUGGAACAACAAUUUUGAAGAUGAUCAAUGGUUUUCGAGAUCAUUGUUUGUUCUUGGAGGGCAUAUGCUUGUGUGCAUUGAGGAUAUCUCGCAGUUUGGUUUUGAUUCGCAGGACACGUUUACUCCAUAUUUCUCACUUGAUACGUGCUGUUUAGUUGUCAAUGCAUUAGAAAUGGUCAUAGACACCAAAGAGAGCUAUUGUGUGACAUUAGCUCUCAACUAUGUUGCAUCAGAGUUCUCCCCUUGGGACACAGUUAGAAAAUCAGAAAAUGAAUCAGUCAGCACCCGGGCUACAGCUCCCAUGACUUGGAAGAUGAGAUGGUUUAGUGAAGACGGUUUAUUCAAGUUUGUUGCGCUUCUGAAGGCACUCCAUGCGGGAGCUGAACCUGCAUCUCCUUUGAACAUAAGAUACGUACCUUAAAUCUGUAAAUUUUGUAUUUGUUUGUAGAGUAAGGUUUUGCGGUUUUGUUAGCAUUCAUUUUAUUCAUUGGUUCCUUUUUUACGUUUUCAAGUAUAGUCGCUGUAUUGUGGGUAGAGGAUGGUAUUUUGUACAGAAUAAAUGUACAGUGUGUAGUGGUUGAAAUGGUCUCAUAGUUCUAUUUAUUAUUUUUUUUUUAUAAAGAAAGCACAUCAGUGAGAGUUAGAAAUG
Erigeron canadensis is the source of this 3611-nucleotide messenger RNA. RefSeq lists its product as uncharacterized. Gene Ontology annotation, cellular component: cytoplasm. The coding region runs from base 126 to 3383 and encodes 1085 amino acids. Gene Ontology annotation, molecular function: protein binding. The transcript is spliced from 12 exons. The record is from RefSeq and is a predicted model, not a curated record. NCBI's taxonomy places the organism in Eukaryota, Viridiplantae, Streptophyta, Magnoliopsida, Asterales, Asteraceae.